Molecule: messenger RNA, 766 nt
Organism: Vigna radiata var. radiata (mung bean)
Lineage: Eukaryota; Viridiplantae; Streptophyta; Magnoliopsida; Fabales; Fabaceae
Product: cytochrome P450 71A25-like
Exons: 1
Molecular function (GO): heme binding; monooxygenase activity; oxidoreductase activity, acting on paired donors, with incorporation or reduction of molecular oxygen
Source: RefSeq, a predicted model, not a curated record
AUACACAGAAACAUGUUCUACCAACCAACACAUUAUUGAGAAAUCCACGAGUGAUCAUUUGAAGCAGAAGCCAAUGACGACUUUUCUGAAUGGAACCAUUUCCUUGUGGUUCUUGAUUCCCAUGCUAGCAUUCUUCAUCUCACUAGCCUUUCACACCAUAUUCAAUCUUCUACCCAAACUCAACUCUAAAUCAGGAAAAAACUUACCACCAUCUCCUCCAAAGCUUCCAAUAAUAGGAAACCUACACCAACUUGGCAACCACACUCACCACACUCUCCAAUCCUUUGCUCAAACCUAUGGCCCUUUGAUGUUGCUUCACUUUGGGAAGGUGCCAGUUCUUGUGGUCUCAAAUAAUGAAGCAGCACGUGAGAUUCUGAAAAACCAAGAGCACGUUUUCUGUAACAGACCACAUCGUAAGAUGUCUGAUAUCAUCCUAUAUGAUUCCAAAGAUGUGGCAUCUGCUCCAUAUGGCAACUACUGGAGGCAGAUAAGGAGUAUCUGUGUCUUGCACCUUCUUAGUGCAAAAAAGGUUAAAUCCUUUGGUGCAGUGAGAGAAGAGGAAAUCUCCAUAAUGAUGGAUAAGAUUAAGCAGUGUUGUUCCUCUGUGACGCCUGUGAAUUUAACUGAUUUAUUUUCAACAGUCACAAAUAACAUAGUGAGCAGAGCUGCUCUAGGAGGGAGAUACAGUGGAGGAGAAGGGAGUAAGUUUUGGGAGCCAAUGAAUGAGAUGAUGAAGAUUUUAGGUGCUCCGGUUAUAGGGGACUGC